Molecule: messenger RNA, 1467 nt
Organism: Penicillium roqueforti
Lineage: Eukaryota; Fungi; Ascomycota; Eurotiomycetes; Eurotiales; Aspergillaceae
Product: ATP-dependent RNA helicase SUB2
Exons: 6
Coding region: 1-1467 (488 amino acids)
Biological process (GO): mRNA export from nucleus; mRNA splicing, via spliceosome
Molecular function (GO): ATP binding; RNA helicase activity; RNA binding
Source: RefSeq, a predicted model, not a curated record
AUGUCUCACGAGGAAGAUCUUAUCGACUACUCUGAUGAGGAGCUUCAGACCACCACAGCACCGGCCACCACUGCUGCGCCUGCCGCCACGAAUGGCGAUGCCGACAAGCAGGGCGACUUGACUGUAACCGGCGGCCGUCCCGACAAGAAGGGCAGCUAUGUCGGUAUUCACUCUACCGGUUUCCGCGACUUCCUGCUGAAGGGUGAACUUCUGCGCGCCAUCACCGACUGCGGCUUCGAACAUCCAUCGGAGGGCGACAUGAGGAUUAUUGCUCCUGAAAAAGGACAAUAUGUCUUUACAAUAUAUAUACGUUUGGUCCUGUGGCGCUCUUGCGCUAAGCCUGAGCCUAUGUUCCCAACUCUCACGUACUUCGUGGAGAUUGGCGCACGCGUCCAGCAAGUUUGCAUUCCGACUUCCAUUUUGAACGUCGAUGUUCUUUGCCAGGCCAAGUCCGGUCUCGGUAAGACCGCAGUCUUCGUUCUCACCACCCUUCACCAAUUGGAGCCCGUUCCUGGCGAGUGCCAGAUCCUGGUCAUGUGCCAUACCCGUGAACUCGCUUAUCAGAUCAAGAACGAGUACGCCCGUUUCUCUAAGUACUUGCCCGACGUUAAGACUGCGGUGUUCUACGGUGGUACCCCGAUCCAGAAAGAUGUCGAAAUCUUGUCCAACAAGGAAACCUACCCCAACAUUGUGGUCGCCACUCCCGGUCGUCUGAAUGCGCUGGUCCGUGACAAGAAAUUGUCCCUGCGCAACGUGAAGGCCUUUGUUCUCGACGAGUGUGACAAGAUGCUUGACCAGAUUGACAUGCGCCGUGAUGUCCAGGAAAUCUUCCGUGCAACCCCCGCCGACAAGCAGGUCAUGAUGUUCAGUGCCACCCUUUCCCAGGAGAUUCGUCCCAUCUGCAAGAAGUUCAUGCGCAACCCGCUGGAGGUCUAUGUCGAUGAUGAUACCAAGCUCACCCUCCAUGGCUUGCAACAGUACUACAUCAAGCUUGACGAGAAGGAGAAGAAUCGCAAGCUGAAUGAGCUUUUGGACAACCUCGAGUUCAACCAGGUCAUCAUCUUCGUCAAGAGCACCCAGCGUGCCAACGAGCUGGACAAGCUGUUGCGCGAGUGCAACUUCCCCAGUAUCGCAGUCCACUCUGGUGUUAGCCAGGAGGAGCGUAUCAAGCGCUACAAGGAGUUCAAGGAGUUCAACAAGCGCAUCUGUGUUGCCACUGAUGUCUUCGGCCGUGGUAUUGAUAUCGAGCGCAUCAACCUCGCCAUCAACUACGAUCUCCCCGCCGACGCUGACUCUUACCUGCACCGUGUUGGUCGUGCCGGUCGCUUCGGUACCAAGGGUCUUUCUAUCUCCUUCGUCAGCAGUGAGGAGGACGAGAAGGUCCUGAAGGAGAUUGAGAAGCGCUUUGAGGUUGCCCUUCCCGAGUACCCCGAGGCAGGUGUUGACUCCACCACCUACAUGGCUUAG